AAUAUAUCACCGGAAAAUACAGCUAUAUAAGAAAGCAAUGCGCAGUAGUCUCUUGUAGUCGCCAAGCAUUGCAACGGAUCGACAAGACGUAUGUUAAAUAAAUCCGACGAGACAAAUCAACCGAUUCAAAAUGGCUUUGAGUAAUUUGGUGGCGGAAUCUCCUACUUGUUCUCAUCCAUUCUGGGGUGGAAUGCCGAUGUCUGCUGUUUGUCAAACUAAUCAAAUGGCAUUGUUCUUUUCGUUGCUAAACACUUUAGUAACUUUACAUCCCAAGAUAGGAGAUCCCUGUGGGCGAGUCACGCCUGUGGAAAAGACUGAAAUUAUUUACGAUUUUAUUGUUGUAGGAGGUGGAGCCGCUGGGUCAGUAGUGGCUGCUCGAUUAAGUGAAAUCGACAAGUGGAAGGUACUUUUAAUAGAAGCUGGUCCAGAUGAGCCAGCCGGUGCGGAAAUUCCAAGUUAUCUACAAGCUUAUCUCGGAACAUCUUUAGAUUGGAAAUACAAAACUACAAAUGAAUCGCAUGCCUGCUUAGCUAAUAACAAAAGUUGUAGUUGGCCGAGAGGCAAAAAUCUAGGAGGUUGUACCGCUCAUCAUGGUAUGGCUUAUCAUCGGGGACAUGCUAAGGAUUACGAACGUUGGUAUGAAAUGGGUUGCAAAGGUUGGACUUGGAAGGAGGUAUUCCCAUAUUUCUUAAUGUCCGAGGAUAACCGAGAGAUUGGUAGAGUUAGUUCGAAAUAUCAUGGUACUGGUGGAGUCAUGACAGUAGAAAGGUUUCCAUGGCAGCCCGACUUUGCUUGGUCUAUUCUUGAAGCCGCCAACGAAACAGGUUUGGGAGUAUCCGAAGAUCUGGUAGGCGAUCAAAUAACAGGAUUCACGGUGGCCCAAACUUUGAGUAAAAAUGGUGUGAGACAAAGUACCGCUGCUGCAUAUCUUAGACCGUAUAGAAAUAAAAAGAAUCUCCAAGUUAUUCUAAAUGCCACUGUCACUACCGUUCUUUUAAGGAGAAAGAAAGCUUACGGUGUGAAAUAUGUGAAGAAUGGAAAAACCUAUACGGUAAAGGCAAAACACGAAAUAAUAUUAUCCGGAGGAACAAUAAACUCACCGAAAAUAUUACUUGACUCCGGAAUUGGUCCCAAAGAAGUUUUGAAGUCUGCGAAAGUUCCCGUGGUGCACGAUCUACCAGGAGUUGGUGAAAAUCUACAUAACCAUGUAUCUUAUGGUUUAGAUUUUACGUUAGAUCAAGUGCCCCAAUCGCAAUUGAACAUUGAUUCCUCUGAUUUGUAUAUUUACAAUCAGACCGGCCCAUUAUCGUCAACCGGUUUAGCUCAAGUAACCGGUAUAUUUCCCUCAACUUUUACUACCAAAGAUGAUCCUGAUAUUCAAAUAUUCUUUGCCGGCUACCAAGCGGUUUGUAAAAGUAAAGUAACUAUUGCUGAUCUAGUAACGCACGAUAACCGAGAAACUGUCAGAUUCACAUCUGUAAAUCUCCAUUCCAAGAGCAGAGGGCGCAUAACGAUAAAGUCUAAUGACCCGUCCAAGCCACCAACCAUAUGGAGCAAUGAACUUAGUCAUAAACAAGACAUAGAAAUUAUUCUUGAGGGAAUUCGCAUUAUUCAACGUUUAGCUAAUUCUUCGGUAAUGACGAAACAUAAAUUGAAACAGGUUAAAGAGCCAUCAGAACAAUGUUCUCACUAUGAAUACGACAGCGAUGAUUAUUGGAGGUGCGAAAUACAAUGGUAUACGAGACCGGAGAAUCAUCAAGCCGGUACUUGUAAAAUGGGUUCUUCCGACGAUCCAAUGGCUGUUGUUGAUCCUACAUUGAAAGUCAAUGGUAUCGAAGGAUUGAGAGUAGCUGAUGCAUCGAUUAUGCCACAAAUUGUUUCCGGCAAUCCCGUUGCUCCAAUCAAUAUGAUUGGAGAAAGAUGCGUAUAUUUCAUUAAGAAAGACCAUAUGAAUUAAAAUUAUUUAAUCAUGUAAACCCUAUAUAUAUAUAUAGUAGACAAAAAUUACUACUAAAUAUAUAAAUUAAUUAAAAUCAUAAGAUAAAAUAUGGAUGUUUGUUCUAUUUUAUAUUAUAAGAUUUGUAUUUCGCGCAGUAACAUCGUAACGUAGUAAGAAAAUUUUUCGUUGAUAAUAAGAUGAAUAAGGAAUAGAAAAACGAAUAAGAAGAGGUCCGCUUUUGCCAAGGUUAUACUUACGUUAUUUCGCCUCUCAGUUAUUAAGAUAGAAAGGAAGGGAAAUGCAGUAACGGGAAAUGGGGUGGAGAAUGAGGAGAAGAAAGGAUAGGAGGUUGGGAAAAUGGUUUGGUAUAUAAGGAGACAGUGGUUACGUUGGUGGUCGUAGAAGGUGGAAGCAUAGAGAGGUCCACUCGACCUCCUUAAACUCACAAGCUUAUACGGAAGAGCGAUUUCGUGACCCUUCGUCUGACCUCUCUGGCUACUCAUACAUCUGGACUCUUUCGAUGUUAGCUACAGACUAAUUACUGCUAAGAUAACGUUUCUUUUGCGAAUAUUUAAAUUAUUUUAAUUAUUUUUAUCUAUAUAUAUAUAUAUAUAUUGACGUGUUUGCAAUUAGUACUGUUUCUUCAAAUUCUAAUUUCUUAAUAUAAUUCGUAAUUAUACGACUAUACUAAGUUACAAUAAAUCAACUUUAAGAAAGUUC
Molecule: messenger RNA, 2659 nt
Organism: Vespula pensylvanica (western yellowjacket)
Lineage: Eukaryota; Metazoa; Arthropoda; Insecta; Hymenoptera; Vespidae
Product: glucose dehydrogenase [FAD, quinone]-like
Exons: 9
Coding region: 131-1957 (608 amino acids)
Molecular function (GO): flavin adenine dinucleotide binding; oxidoreductase activity, acting on CH-OH group of donors
Source: RefSeq, a predicted model, not a curated record